Molecule: messenger RNA, 859 nt
Organism: Melanotaenia boesemani (Boeseman's rainbowfish)
Lineage: Eukaryota; Metazoa; Chordata; Actinopteri; Atheriniformes; Melanotaeniidae
Gene: rnasekb
Product: ribonuclease, RNase K b
Exons: 3
Coding region: 149-454 (101 amino acids)
Molecular function (GO): RNA endonuclease activity
Source: RefSeq, a predicted model, not a curated record
ACGAACGUCGCCGAGUGAAGCCGAGCGGAUGAGGAUCAGCUGACUGACGAAGGUCUGUCCUUCGAUGGAUUGUUCUUCAUUUGUGUAGAGAAUUAAACUGAAAACCAGCACCUGAUCGAUCGAUUGAUAGAGUGGAGAAAACCCAGACAUGCCGUCGCUUUUGUUCUGCGGGCCGAAGAUGGCUGCGUGCGGGAUCGUGAUCAGCAUCUGGGGGGUCAUCAUGCUGGCCAUGUUGGGGAUCUUCUUCAGCGCCAAGUCGGCCGUCCUGAUCGAAGACGUCCCAUUCACCGAGGAGGACAUCAGGAACGAUAAAAAUCCUCCCCAGAACAUCUACAGCCUCUACAACCAGGUGGGCAUCAACUGCUUCAUCGCCGCCGCCAUCUACGUGGCGGUGGGCGCCGUCUCGCUCUGCCAGGUGCGGCUCAACAAGCGGCAGGAGUACAUGGUGACAUAAAGACCUGCGGCGGUCCUACCGGGACCCGUGAAGACACCGUCUCCUGCUGAUCUGACUGGUUGAGAUGAAUGAGGGGGUGGGGUCUUGUGGCAUCUAGCCCCGCCCACUUGUCCAUAAAUUAAUAUUUAUUUAGGAUUUAAAUGUUUAUUGUUGGUGUUGAAAUGUUCCAUCAUUCCUCUGAGUUCAUGAAAGCAGCCAGACAUGAACCACUGGACCCAGAUGUGGUUCAGGAGACCAUCUCACCUCCCCUCCGACCCCCCAACCCUCCUGACGGUCCGACCCUCCGGACGCUUUCUGAACUUUAAAUGUUACAUGAAAUAAAAAAAGAUAAUUGUGUCUUUAUGUUGAUCGAGAUGAUAAAAACUUUCUGUUGGAUGAUCCUGUUCAAUAAAGUUUGUUUGUGAG